AUGGAGGAGGAGAAGCGGAGAAAAGCCAAGCUUGCCAAUGCCUUUGCUUUUGGCAAUGAAGAUGACGAUGACAAGCGGGAGCAGGAGAGGAUUGCUGCUGCGAAGCAAGCCGCUCAACAGUGGAAACAGGAGAUGCAGAACAAAGUUCGACCCAACAAGGCAGACGUGCAGGGCACGAGGCCACGCAUAGACAUGUACACUGCUCUGAAGAUGAUCGCGGACUUCAAGCGGAGCUGCAACGGCAAGGCGAAGCCUAUGCCCCCGGAGAUUGUGUCCAGACGGCAGCAUCAUCGCAGAAGACGAAGGACCCCUCUACAUACCCCAAAGUACUUUGACCCCUGCAGCAACUCCCGAAUAGGGAAGCCCUGA
Messenger RNA from Symbiodinium pilosum, 369 nucleotides. The record is from the annotation of a GenBank genome assembly. Lineage: Eukaryota; Dinophyceae; Suessiales; Symbiodiniaceae.